AUGAAGUACUUACUUGUGGUGGCAGCACUGCUGCUUUGCGUCGAGGUGGGCGCCGUAACGAAUCCGGUCAUGUGGAUUCUGGUGCAUCACUCUCUCAAAGCGGCGCGUGAAGAUCCGAUCGUCAGCCCGGGGCAGGUAUCGUCGCAUGCGCACUCGUUCGUAGGUGCCAAUGGGGUAUCUGCCACCACUACCACGGCGUCGUCUCUCGAAGAGGCAUCGACGUGCACCACUGCGGGGCUUACGGCCGACAUGUCGGCGUACUGGGCGCCCUCGCUCUACUCGUACAAUGCGGACAACGAUACCUUCACGCCUCGCCCGCUGGACUAUGUCAACACCUACUACCUUGGACGCGGCAGUGCGCCGCUCGUAGCCUUCCCGCGUGGGCUGCAGAUGCUCGCCGGCAAUGCGACACGUCGAGGACCCGGACCGAACUACCAAGCGGACGACGCCGUCUCGUUCGUCUGCCUCAACUAUGCCGAUGGAAGCUCGCAGAGUCCAACGCUGCCGGAGCGAUCGUGUCCACAGGGUCUGCGAACGCAGGUGAUCUUUCCGUCGUGCUGGAACGGGCAAGACUUGGUGUCGAAGAAUCACACGCAUGUGGUGUAUCCGAUCGGGGAUAUCUCGCAGGGGAGCUGCCCCGACUCGAACCCCAUGCGUCUGCCUACGCUGUUCUACGAGUUUGUUUGGGGCGUAGGCAGCACGAACAACGCGGGCAACUCGAGCUGGGUGCUGAGCAACGGCGAUGCGCUGGGAUACUCGUUCCACGCCGACUUUAUCUCGGCGUGGGAUGAGAGUGUGUUGCAGCAGGCGCUCGACGAGUGCCGAGGAGCGCUGUUCAACGAUCUCGAGUCGUGUCCGCCGCUGGCCAAGACGCUCGAUCGCAAAAAGUCGCAGGAGUGCAGGGCUCAGUCGAGCGAGGCGACGAGUGGCAACAUCGAGUCGCUGCCGGGAUGCAACGUCGUCUGGAACGGUCCGCAUGCGGGCAAAGGGCUGGCGGAAGGAUGCGAUCCCAACAAGCUCAUGCUCAAGCCUGCCAACUGGCCUGCCACCAGCAGCACAUCCACGAACACAUCCACGUCCACAUCUACCUCGGCGACAUCGACAUCGGCAACCCUCACCCAGAAGGCUACCCAGGCUGUCGUCGCAGCACUGAGUCAGAGCGCCAAGACGAACGCGACACCCAAAGCGCAGCCCAAGCCCACCUUCAAGUCGAAGCCCCAACCCAAGCCCGCGCCCAAGCCGGUGAAAAAGCCAAAGAACAAGAACAAGAAGCCGAGCAAGAAGCCGCUCGCCAAGUCGCACGCGCGCAAACCCUCGAACCGGAACUAG
This is a messenger RNA of Moesziomyces antarcticus, 1329 nucleotides long. RefSeq names its product WSC-domain-containing protein. Bases 1 to 1329 code for a protein of 442 amino acids. The record is from RefSeq and is a predicted model, not a curated record. Lineage: Eukaryota; Fungi; Basidiomycota; Ustilaginomycetes; Ustilaginales; Ustilaginaceae. The transcript has a single exon.